AUGGCAGUAUGGAUGCUCUUCAUGUUUGCAGCUACAUUGGCCACAGUGCAGUGCUCCUGGGUCUUGUCUUUAGACAUGGCUCUUGAUUCCAUUGAUGAUGCUUAUGUACACUGCACUGAGAAGAUGUCAAAAUUGGUGAAAGAAUAUUACCUUGUCCGAGAGAUGAAUACAAAUGCAAAGUUUAGGAAUGCCUGGUGUGAGGCACAGAUACGGGCCAAACCAGGUGACGGUCUUGGUAAGGAGCAAGCAGUUGCCCUAUGGGUCUACACAAGCAACACUGUUUACUCUGACUUUAACAGGGCUGUUGGCAAUGGAACAACAGUUCGAUUUGGCAGGUUUGCCUCCUCCUCUUGGGAUGCCAAUGCAAAUGUCAAAUUUGGGGACAAGACUUGUUUUAUUAUUCAUACCAAGUUUGGUGCUAAUAUAUCAAAAUUUUCUGUAUACAAACAAGAAAAAGAGGUCCUGAUACCACCAUACGAAACAUUCAGAGUGAUUUCUGUUCAGUACAGAAUGUAUAACCCCUAUCUGUGGUGUGAGGUUGUUUACACUCUCAAGAGUGUCGGUAUUCAGAGCUACCUGAACUGUGCUUUGUGUCACAAAGUUAAUCAUCUGUAUUAA
Messenger RNA from Chanos chanos (milkfish), 618 nucleotides. RefSeq names its product ecto-ADP-ribosyltransferase 5-like. The transcript is spliced from 3 exons. The record is from RefSeq and is a predicted model, not a curated record. Gene Ontology annotation, molecular function: NAD+-protein-arginine ADP-ribosyltransferase activity; NAD+ poly-ADP-ribosyltransferase activity. The coding region runs from base 1 to 618 and encodes 205 amino acids. NCBI's taxonomy places the organism in Eukaryota, Metazoa, Chordata, Actinopteri, Gonorynchiformes, Chanidae.